Aspergillus ruber CBS 135680 is the source of this 1832-nucleotide messenger RNA. Its product is annotated as DNA-directed RNA polymerase I subunit RPA43. NCBI's taxonomy places the organism in Eukaryota, Fungi, Ascomycota, Eurotiomycetes, Eurotiales, Aspergillaceae. The transcript has a single exon. Bases 61 to 1359 code for a protein of 432 amino acids. The record is from RefSeq and is a predicted model, not a curated record. Gene Ontology annotation, cellular component: RNA polymerase I complex. Gene Ontology annotation, biological process: DNA-templated transcription initiation.
GCAAAAUCCAAUAUCAACCCGUCGCUCCCCAGCGCAAGCUGGAUAAUCACAACUCCAACCAUGGCAGCCGACGCAAUGGAUCUCGACUCAAACCCACCCACCACAAUUGACCUCCCCGAGCGCAAGCGCAAGCACAAGUCACAAGACUCGACCUCCACCAAGAAGCGCAAGUCCGAUGAGAAGAAGAGCAAGAGCAAGUCUGCCUCCAGCUCCAAGAGCAAGAAUGCUGGGACGAAGCAGACACAGACGAUCCCGGACUCGCCAUACUCCUUGAUCACUGCAACGCUUUAUCUCCCCCUGUCGCCUAUCUCUAUUUCUCCGACUCAUGCGCUUGCUUCGCUGCUGGCCGAGCACCUUUCCCCUCUCCUCUUAACCUACUACCCGCCGUUAAAGGGUAUCGUCCUUGCGUACUCGAACGCUUCGAUAUCGUCCACCCCACCAAGCACCUCGUCAGCGCAGUCGCAAGACCCUAGCCCGCAGCCAUUGACCCUCGCGACAUCCGCGAACGAAUACGGUGUCCUCUACGUCUAUCUGACAGCCACAUUCCUCGUCUUCAGGCCGCAGCGCGGCCAGAUCCUUGAAGGCUGGGUGAACGUGCAGUCCGAAGGCUUCCUAGGCGCAGUAGUCCUAAACCUAUUCUCCGUGGGCAUCGAGCGGAAACGCCUCCCCACAACCUGGAAAUGGAUCCCCCCAGGCGAGGAAGCCCCCACAGCCAACAAAACAGACGAUGAAAGCGACACCGACUCCGCAGCGAAGGACUUCGAUCCUGAAAAGGAACACUUCACACCUGUUUCCCUCGCCUCGGACGCAAACCCGCUCUCGGAAACAACGCCUAACCCUGUCCCUGAAGGCCAAGAAGAAGGUGAGGAUGAGUCUGCGGAAGGAUACUUCCAGUCAGUUUCCGGCCACCGCGUCCGCGGAACCGUUCGUUUCCGUGUUCUUGAUGUCGAUGUUAUCCCUGGUACAGACCGUGAGCGCGGGUUUAUGAGUAUCGAGGGGAGCAUGCUUUCGCGCGAGGAGGAGGAGAGGGUUGUUGAGGAUGAGAAGAAUGGGAUUUUGAGCACUGCGACGCCGAGAAGGCCGGCUGCUAGUGCGAUUACUAUGUCUGGGGCGUUACCGAUUGCGCCUGCGACUGCGACUGUGACGGUUGAUGAGCCUAAGGUCGAGGAACAGGAACAAGAACAGGAGCAGGAACCUGAGCCUGCUGUGGAGACGCCUAGUAAGCCAAAGGGGAAGAAGAGCAAGUCGGAUGAUAAGGAGACGAACGAGAAGAAGGAGAAAAAGUCCAAGUCCAAGUCGGACGACAAGGAGAAGAAAGAGAAGAAGUCGAAGUCGAAGAAGGUGAAGGAGGAGAAAUGAAUUUUAACUACCUGAUCUUGUGUAUACUGCCAUAUACUACUACACUACUGUAUAUUUGAUUUUGGGCGUUAGGGCAAUCAAAACAUCAGACCAUAACACAUUGCAUAUAUUCAUUAUUACGAAGUACUCACGAACUAUCCAUUACCAAAGGGAAAGAGAAAGAAGCUAAAUCUUAACACUCUCCGGCACCCCAACCCUCAAAACAUCCACACCCCCCUCAAUCUCCCCCUUACUCGGCAUCCCCCCCCUCCUCAUCAACUCCGCACUCUUCGCCAUAACCGGAUCCAUCGCCAUACUAGCAACCGCAACAACCGUCUCCCCCAGACAAUAAUACGCCGCAAACUUCGCAUUCUCCGGCUCCCCCUUCAACACCACCCCAUCCCACCCCUUAGGCGUAUUCCCGCAGUACCGUAGCUGCGCGCCCAGCGCGGACCAGAAUAUGGGGAUGAAGGUUUUGGGUUUAAGGGUUUUGA